UCAACCUGGAGCCUGAGGCAGCAUGAUGCUUCAUACCGUAUCAGGGCUGUCUAACGUGAACACCUACCUGCCUAUCUUCGUGCUCACUGUUUGCGUCAUCUUCCUGCUGCACCACCACCCAUCAAGGAUGCUGGUGUGAACGUGGGCUGUGGUCCAGGCUCUGGACCGGCAAUGAUGUAGAAUGCGCUUUUGCUGGGUGACUAAGCUCCCGUGGGGAGUCCGCUCUGUGAGGAUGGCUGCGGCCAAGCAUUCCACGAGUCUGAAUCAGCUGAUAGCUUCCCGCUUAGAGUCCACAGCAGAGGGGUUGUCGGCAUGGCGACUCUCAUCCCGAAGUUCAGCAGCCAAUGCAAUGUACGGCGGCGUUCACUCAGCGUGGAAGCUUCUUGUACCUGGAUCACCAGCACGGCAGUUGCACCCGCUGGUGAAGGUGAUUGGCCGCGGCCUGCAGCGCCGCGAAAUGUCCUCUGUCCCCUUCUGUUUGGCAGAGAAUAAUGCAGUAGGAACGGGCCCCCUGGCAGUGCCUAUUAGCCUGCCAUCCACGAGUGCUUUGGAAGGCAUGUCUCCAGUUGAGGCUGAACCUCACGAGUAUGUGGUGGUCAACUUCUACCACCUAACCAACAUUGCGGAUCCCCUGGGGGAAGUUGACAGGCAGGCGGCAUUCAUGAAGGAGCGGGACUUUCGGGGCCGUAUCUACAUCAGCCACCAGGGCAUCAAUGCCCAGUUCAGCAGCCUGGAGGGCGAGGCGCACGAGUAUCGUCAGUGGUUGCAGGCAGACCCCCGCUUCCAGGACGUGCCCAUUCAGAUGGCGCGCGCGCCCGCGCAUGCCUUCCCACGUUUGAAGUUGCGCUACAAACCUGACCUGGUCAUGGUGCGGGGGGGGACCAGGCAGCUGCCGCUUACAGAGCCGCACGCCAGGGCUGUCCCCCUCUCCCCUGCUCAGUGGCGCCGGAAGUUAGACCAGAGGAAUGGGGACGCCAGUCAGCCCCGCAGCGAGGUGGACGAGAGCGGCAGUCCGACGCGGCAACUGCUGCUGCUGGACGUUCGGAACGGGUACGAGUGGGACGUGGGGCACUUCCAAGGGGCAGCCCGGCCAGAGGUGGACUGCUUCCGAGAGACCGAGUUUGGGCUCGCUGAGGGGGCGACGCCGCAGGACCCACUGGCUGGGGUUGACCCGCAGAGCGUGGACGUCAUGAUGUACUGCACCGGGGGGAUCCGUUGCGACGUCUACUCGACCAUGCUGCGGCAACAGGGCUUCCAGAACCUGUACACGCUCCAGGGGGGCGUCGUCAACUAUCUGAAGGAGGAGGGGCCCCUUCACUGGAACGGCAACCUGUUUGUCUUUGACUCGCGCAUGUCGGUCCCGCCUGCUGAGGUCAGCCUGGGGGCCAGCGAGGCCGCCCGCCUGGCUGCCAGAGCGCGGGAUGAAAACGGCGCCCAGGAAAGCGGCCAGUCUGUGUCGGACGCCGCCACGGAGCCGGAAAGAGCGACGGGGCUGCCCUGGGCAUCGUGCAGGAUCUGCGGAGCGUCAGCCACAGAACCGCGGCACCGCAACUGCGCAAAUGCAGACUGCAACAUGCUAUUCCUUUGCUGUCCAGCAUGCGCGGGGCAGCACCGUGGAUGCUGCUCCGCUCUGUGCGCUGCCGGGCCUCGCCUGCGGCCCUUCCUGCACGAGGCGGGCCAGUACCAACGACUGCACAACUACGACAUUGGACGGGCGGCGGCCGGAGGGCCGCUGAGCAAACGAGCAGUCAAGCGGAGGCAAGGGGCCGCCAGAAGACACGCGCUCCGUGUGCUCGAGGCAGCCGGGGAGUACUCUGAGCAGGAGUGGUCCGCGAAGCAGCACGAGUCGAACGACGACGACACUACAGCUGAAAGCCUUCAGACGCCCGUGCUGCAACAGAGUGCAUGAGGAUGCAACACGUGUCCCGACUCGGAGCUCGAAGGGCACCGCUAAAAACAGCUUCUGGCGCACGUUGUCUCUCAGUGUAUGUGCCCGAGCUUGAUCUUGUUCACAUGCUCGAGGAUGCUUGCCUCUGAGUCAGGACUGUAAGAGACGCAGUAUUGGAGGUUUGGAUCGAGAGCCAGGGCCCACAAGUGCUUCGCUUGAAAAUAAGCACUAUGCUCCGCGCUCUUGCAUCCAAGCAUAUGUCGAUUGGCUCAACAAUUAUUGCUAGCUUUUGAUACCCCGAGGGGCAAGACGACCUGGGUCAACUUAACCAGACACACGUGACAAGACCCCCUUGAAGUCAAAUGUUUAGCACAUUGAUUAGAGCUAGCUAGGGGUUUUUAGUCUGCAAGGAUUUGUCAGAAGGGCUCAGCUGCGGACAUGAAUGUAGACGAUGCUAUAAGAGCAUAUUGAGAUGAACUUGAAGAACGCUAGAAGGUCUACACUAUGAUAUAGGAUGUUGCGCAGUGGUGCCAUGUCAGCGGCCGCUAUAGCAAGUCAAUCAGCUCUCGCCGGCCGUCCAUGUUCUAACAGCUCGCUAGUUGGCACGCAUUCAGUCUGUAUUACGUGUGGAGUUGUGCAAACGAAAUGGUGAUGCACUGAUCCGA
This is a messenger RNA of Klebsormidium nitens, 2553 nucleotides long. NCBI's taxonomy places the organism in Eukaryota, Viridiplantae, Streptophyta, Klebsormidiophyceae, Klebsormidiales, Klebsormidiaceae. The record is from the annotation of a GenBank genome assembly.